GCAGCGGGCGUGGUUUGGGAUUACCCAGAGGGGAGGGCAGAGUAUGUCCUUGGCCGAGAGGGGAGGUGACUCCAGCAGCCGGAGGACGCAGAAUGAGGGCCCUGCCGGUCUCCCAGGCGCUGACUCGCUUCUUCAGCUCCAGCGCCCGGCACGGCUUCCAGAACCGGGUGGCGGAGAAACAGAAACUCUUCCAGGAGAAAAAUGACCUCCCUGUGCACCUGAAGGGCGGGACCACCGACCACUUCCUGUACCGACUAACCAUGGUUGUGACUCUGGGGGGCACCGCCUACAGCUUAUACUGCCUUGGCUGGGCCUCUUUCCCCCACAAGAAGUGAGACCAAGCAGCCUGGAAGGCCUGGGGGACCGGGACAAACACCAAUAAACGUGCAGACCUCUUGAGAAGCCUGCCUA
Chinchilla lanigera (long-tailed chinchilla) is the source of this 411-nucleotide messenger RNA. Its product is annotated as cytochrome c oxidase subunit 7A1, mitochondrial. Lineage: Eukaryota; Metazoa; Chordata; Mammalia; Rodentia; Chinchillidae. The record is from RefSeq and is a predicted model, not a curated record. Gene Ontology annotation, biological process: regulation of oxidative phosphorylation; mitochondrial respirasome assembly; mitochondrial electron transport, cytochrome c to oxygen. The transcript has 4 exons. Bases 93 to 335 code for a protein of 80 amino acids.